This is a messenger RNA of Ctenopharyngodon idella (grass carp), 4123 nucleotides long. RefSeq lists its product as uncharacterized. Gene Ontology annotation, cellular component: nucleus. Lineage: Eukaryota; Metazoa; Chordata; Actinopteri; Cypriniformes; Xenocyprididae. The transcript is spliced from 10 exons. The coding region runs from base 143 to 2743 and encodes 866 amino acids. The record is from RefSeq and is a predicted model, not a curated record. Gene Ontology annotation, molecular function: transcription cis-regulatory region binding. Gene Ontology annotation, biological process: regulation of transcription by RNA polymerase II.
GCCACACCUAGAUCCUGCCCUAUUUUCACAAAAAGGCACAAGCUUUUCUUCAGCUACGUUUAUGUGUGUGCCGGUGCUGUUAGUACCCGGCUGUGUAACUUGAUAGGGGGCAUCGAGAGGGAUAAGGGAAUGUUGAGUUGCAAUGGAGCAGAGUACGAUACAGUGGUUAGGUGCUCCUAGCUGCCUUCGAGGCUCCUUUGCCUUUUAUAAGUCAGUGGGUUGCAAGCAGGAAUCCGGGGGUCCGACUCAGGUCUGGAAGCUUGGGGAGUUCUACUUCAUGCGCUGUGGCCCUCAGGAGCCUGUGUGUAUAGCGGAGGUCACAUUGCUGUGGGAAGAUCAGACACAGCGCCGACUGCUGGCCAGUUCUAGACUCUACUUCUUACCUGAGGACACUCCGAAGGGCAGAGCAGUGGAGCAUGGAGAGGAUGAAGUCCUUGCUGUAUCCAAAAAGAUUGUAGUGAGAGUGGAGGAUCUGGUGAAGUGGACUUGUCAGGAACCGCCACAGUGGAAGCGCAGCAGUCAAAACAUUCAUGGGCCUCUGAUGUCUGAUGGGUCACAAGAUGCUAGUUAUCCACAGGAAGGAAAAACAGAGAGUGAGGAUGAGUCUCUAGGAGUGCAGCAGAAGGUGAAAAUUCUCAGUUACCCCCAGUACUGCCGCUUUCGUUCCCUUCAAAGACGUGUCCCCGAUCAAGCUAGCUGCCCUGGUCUGCAGGACCCUCAUCUGCUGGCUCUGGGGGGUAUAAAAGUGGCCCUCCAAAACACACGAGUCCUCUACUGUCGGGAUACCUUCAACCACCCCACUCUAGACAGCAAUGCUAGCAUACUGACACAGCUUGGAUGUUCCUCUCUCAGUCUAAAGGGGAGGCCUCGUAAAAGAAAGGGCAUGGAUGGUAAAGGAUCCGAUCAGCAAAACCAUAACCAUUUAUCAGAGUCAUGGAUGGAAAGAAUGAAGGAGAAUGUGAUGGGCAGUGUGGAGAUGCAUUGGGAUGGGAACUGGCUCCCACAUCCAGAAGAGCAGCUCUUCCUCGAUCAGCUAUAUAUCUUUAUGGAGCGGAGGGGUUCCCCUAUAAGCAAAGUUCCCAACCUGGGGUUCAAAAAGAUUGACCUCUUCCUCAUGUAUUCAGUUGUAAAAAGGCUGGGGGGAUAUGAGAGGGUGACAUCGCACCGUUUGUGGAAGACCGUGUACAAUGAGUUGGGUGGAAGCCCAGGCAGCACCAGCGCUGCCACCUGCACAAGGAGGCAUUAUGAAAGGCUGAUGCUCCCUUAUGAACUGUAUGUAAGGGGAGAAAACCCAGAGCUUAGCAAGCCCAGAGCUACAUCUGUCUUUCCCACCACCAUCAAAAAGACUGUACGGGGCAGAGGGGUGUCAAACAGUCCAAAAAAGAAUGCAGUUACAAACCAGGCCUCACCACCAGAUGGUGGUGGUGUUGGUGUUGUACGUAAAAGAGGAAGACCACCUGGAAAACGCAAUGCUAAAGUUCUGGCCAGAGGCAGAGUUGGAAGACCACCCUUGCAUCCCAAACCUCCCUCAGAGAAACCAGCAAGACCCCAUCAGGAAAUUGUCCAGCCAUUGACUAUUUUUCAAGAACUGAAGCUCACCAACCAUCCUCAUGGCCAAGGUCUGUCCCUUGUAUCCGCUACUCCGGUGCCCCACCAACCCGCACUGGGACGAGAUGUGAAGACGGAGACUGUAGAACCUCAAGCUCCCUCUUUUCUGUCGGUUCCUUGCAAGUUGCUGGCAGGUGGUUCCCUGGAAGGAUUCAGUCCCACUAAAGGACUGUGUCCUUUGGACCUCUUUAGAGCCCGUCUGGGCCUCAAUGGAGUGAGUACUCAUGAGGUAACUCCUCAAGAUUCUUCUACACCCCACCAGACAAUUACGGUCCAUCAGCCCAAAGUCAGUACACCCGAGACCCCUGAGAGUCUCCAGCACCAGUGUUCAGGGUGUAGUUUGGAUGCCUCAUCCCAAAACGGAGGACCCGCCGUGACCAGAGCUCCCCUGCCUCCUCUUAGGAUCCUUCCGCUUGACAUUGGCUGUAGUCUGCAGUUGCGUCAACUGAUGCGCACCCGUCUUGGCUCGACACACAUGAACACCUUCACCAAGAGACUUUCUGAAGUUCUGGCUCAGGAUCUCAGCAAGACCUCCCAACCCAACGGGAGUGUUCCUCAAGAGCAAUCCCUUCCACUGAACCUGAGCAAGAGAGCCAUUACCAAGAGGUCUGCUGGGGACAUGGAGCUCACAGAACUGCAGGGUCGGGAUGUCCAGUCUAUGACCAAGAGACCAAAGGUGGAAACUGAGGAUCUCGAAGCAUCUCUAAAGUGGAAUGGCAUGCCCUUUCUGGUGCCUUUGAAUCAAGAUGAGCCAGCUGAUCUUAGCUCUCCUAGCAGGGCCAGAGCUUUAGUUCAGGACAGGACCAAUGUGGCUUUGACUUUUCCCGAAGCCACUUGUUUCUCUUUCGUGCCCAAAUUGGAUGCCUCCCUUGAAAAGCCCUACAGUAUUGGUGCUUCCCCAGACACUCUACCUUGUAUUUAUCACAUGAAACAAGGGGAAGACAAGAUCAGCGCAAACACCUUGACAGUUAAGAAAGAACCAGAGAGCGCAUCUCUGGAUCCAAAUCUAGAACCUCAAUCAAACAGUGACCUCUACUCGCAGUGUGUACCUACUGAUGAUAUCAAAGAGUCGGAUGCAGUUUCCUCUCUCAAAGUACUCUCUAGUUCCCUCCUUUCGAAGCCAUCUAGCUGUUAGCAUGCAGGCAUUGGAGUGUUACUAACUCUUGCAUACUUUAUCACUCCUUUCUGCUCUGCCUUUCCCGCAAACACGUUUGUGUUGUGUAUGAUCAAAGAGACAGUUCUGCAGAUGCAUUGCUAUCUGCUAAGUACCUGCUUUUAAAACACUACUAAACUUUGAACUGAUGCAGGUGGCCAUGGUUUUACCAAAGAUAAGGUGCCUUGAACUUGAUUAUUCUAUAUUUUAGUACUUUUUAAGUUGAAACAUAUGCUGUAGAUAGUGGAUCAUCAAGUGGCCAGCCAAUAAAGGACAUUUAAUAUGACUCAUGGAGCAUUUGAUUUCUUUGAAAAAAAAAAAAAAAUAAAUAAUAAAAAUAAUAAUAAUAAUAAUAAUAAUAAUAAUAAUACAGAUAUUUAAGAAAAACAUGGACACAGAAUCUGGGUCUAGUUACUGUUGGAUUCAGAUAUCAAAAUCAUUGUGACAUCAUUUCAGAAGAUUUGGUCAGCUACUGUACUUUUUCCUUCAGCAUAAAUGCUUUGUUUAUAAAUGGUAAUUUGUUUUUAUUUUAUGAUAAAACAGUGUCAUUUUGUGGGUGUAGGUUAUACUCUCAGUUAUUAUUUAUGUUUCACUCAUUUAUCUAGGUUCUUCUUUACUGUUCUUAAGCAGUGUGAUUUUUCUCCUCUUUGUGUGUAUUUUGUUGAACCUUGCUAUUUAAGAAAUGGGCACCAUAUGACCUCUGUGCUGGAUCUUAUCUUAUUUUCCCUAACUACUCGUUUUAGAACAAUGUACUGUAUUAUGCAAAUGGUAUGCAUAUUUUGGGUCUCAAUGCAAAUUUCCUCUUGUUUUUCUUUUAUCAUUUUAAAAGUGCUUUUUAUUAACAUAUAGUCAUAUAUUGUAGUUAAUUACUAUGUGUGUUCCUGAUAAACCAUCAGAUGGUUUACCAUAGACAUCAAUUACAUGUUUACAGAGAAACUGAUGUAGAACCGCCUGUUGUGAGAAAAUGGGUAACUUAAUUUGCUUUUCACUCCUCCUUUUAGUCCGACCUCUCGAUGCAAUGUAUUUCACAGGUUUACAGAUGACAAAUUAUAUUUAAUAAUUUUCACUUGGUUUAUAAUGAAUAGUGAUUAAUUACUUGUGUAAAACACAUUUGUAUGAUCAUUCUUUAUUAUUCUGUUGGUUGUAUUUUUCUUUCAUUUAAUUUCUGUACUUGAAAGGCAGCCAAACAGAACGCUAAUCCCUAUUUAAUGUUCUAUAAACUGUUGUAAUGCCACCAGGUUACAAAAAAUAUUUUUUUUCUUAUUUUGCAUGCUAUGCUAAUGGAACAUGGACUCUGUGACACUUUGUCACUGCAGACAUGUUUAAACACUGAAUAUUUAUAAUAAAAAAAUUAUGUACUUG